AUGUAUGAUAAUUACGAUCACGCCGACGAUCAGUUAAUCUAUGUACCUGAAAAUAUUUUACAACAUAACGAUCGUAGUGUAGAGUAUAUGCGACUGGAAGAGGAGUACAAUUCUCUUAACGAACAGUGCCAAUGUAAGAAUAUUUGUACCCAAGUGACAUGUAAAUGCAUUCAAAGAUCUGGUGGUUACAAUUACGAAGCUUACCAGAAAGAUGGUAAAACUAAGUACAGACUUAUAUCAAAAUCAGAAUCAUACCCAGUUGUGGAGUGCAGUAAUGAUUGCUCUUGUGCUGUGGAACUGCGGCCUCUCUGUGGUAAUAGAAUUGUACACCUCGGCCCAAUCGAAGGUCUAGAUAUACGAAGCUGUGAUAAAGGUUUCGGACUGUUUACCAGAUCUUUCAUAAGUUCUGGAACUUUUGUAUGUGAAUAUGCUGGGGAAAUAUUAACUGCCACAGAAGCUUCUAAAAGGCAUAUUAUAAAUAAGAGGGAGGGCAAAAUGAAUUAUAUUAUGUGUCUAAGGGAAUAUUCUGGCAGUAGUACUAUAGUCACUAUUAUUGAUCCAAGUACAUUUGGUAACAUUGGGAGAUAUGUAAAUCAUAGUUGUGACCCUAACUGUCAUAUUGUGCCGGUUAGAAGUGGGAGCCCUAUACCAAAGCUUUGCUUAUUUGCUUGUAAAGAUAUAUCUCCAGAUGAGGAAAUAACAUUCCACUUUGGGUUAGAUGAUGAGACAGUGAAUGAGAGUGACAGAAUUAAAUGUUUAUGUGGAGCACAGAAUUGUCGUGGGUUUAUACCUUACCAUAAAUAUUAA
Messenger RNA from Spodoptera littoralis (African cotton leafworm), 807 nucleotides. The record is from the annotation of a GenBank genome assembly. Lineage: Eukaryota; Metazoa; Arthropoda; Insecta; Lepidoptera; Noctuidae.